This is a messenger RNA of Fusarium keratoplasticum, 291 nucleotides long. Its product is annotated as Trihydrophobin. The record is from RefSeq and is a predicted model, not a curated record. Gene Ontology annotation, cellular component: extracellular region. The coding region runs from base 1 to 291 and encodes 96 amino acids. The transcript is spliced from 3 exons. Lineage: Eukaryota; Fungi; Ascomycota; Sordariomycetes; Hypocreales; Nectriaceae.
AUGAAGUUCCCCGUCGUUCUCGCUCUGGCCAGCAUUGUCUGUGCCCUUCCAGCUUCUGAGAAGCGUCAAACCUAUGUGCCAUGCACUGGCCUGUACGGCACGUCCCAGUGUUGCGCUACCGAUAUCCUCGGACUUGCCAACCUCGACUGCGGAAAUCCUCCCUCAACUCCCUCUGAUGCCGACAACUUCAGUGCCAUCUGCGCCGAGAUCGGCCAACGAGCUCGCUGCUGCGUUUUGCCCAUUCUGGAUCAAGGUGUUCUCUGCAACACACCCUCUGGUGUCCAGGACUGA